Messenger RNA from Plasmopara halstedii, 1380 nucleotides. RefSeq names its product Protein phosphatase 1, regulatory subunit, and related proteins. Gene Ontology annotation, cellular component: cytoplasm. The record is from RefSeq and is a predicted model, not a curated record. NCBI's taxonomy places the organism in Eukaryota, Oomycota, Peronosporomycetes, Peronosporales, Peronosporaceae. Gene Ontology annotation, molecular function: protein binding. The transcript is spliced from 2 exons. The coding region runs from base 1 to 1380 and encodes 459 amino acids.
AUGCCAUGCAUUACCGUGGAUUUAUUACGCAAGCGGGCAGAGCACAAUGAAGGAAUGAUUUCAACGCUCGAAGAGAUAUCUUUGCAUCAAGAGGAGCUUGAAAAGAUUCAGGUGAUUGGUACCAUAUGUCGUAAGCUGCGCAUUUUGUACCUGCAGAACAAUAUUAUCGACAAAAUUGAAGACUUGACACAUCUUAAGGAGCUACGAUACCUGAAUCUGGCUCUUAACAACAUAAGCAAGAUUGAAGGGUUGCAGAAUUGCGAAUUUCUUGAAAAACUCGAUCUCACCUUAAACUUUGUGGACUUUGACACGCUAGAAGAGAGCAUCGACCAUCUGAAGCCUUUGCAACACCUUCGAGAGCUUUACAUGCUCGGAAAUCCAUGCCAAUCCAGCUGGGAAACCGGGUUUCGUGAGUACGUGAUUGCAGCGCUUCCUCAAAUUGAAAUACUGGAUGGAAAAGAAGUUCAACGUAGUGAUCGGAUCAAAGCGUUACAAGUCUUCCAACACCGACAAAGUUAUGUACGUCGCGAAGCAACAAACGUGCUUUCAAGGAAAGCACAAGAAAGAGCAGAGGAUAAAGCAGUUAUUGAAGUUAUUGGCGGCACAGCGACAGAUAUAUCGGAAAAAAGGUCAGUAAUGGCAUCAUCAGAGAAGGUACCGUACACGCCACACACUCGUCGAGAAAUGUAUCGUGAGAUGGCAGAACAGAAGAAAGAAACGGAAGCUCGUAGACGUGAAAAUCAGCCAAGGGAACGAAACAUGGAAAGAGAGCACAACUUGAUGCUUCAAAAGGUUCGCGAACAGGAAGAAUCAGCAGAUGGCACUGUCCGACAAUGCAACGAAGGCAAAUGGGACUUUCAAUUGAUGGACGAAAUUUUCGAGAUUAUUUUAGAAGUACAUCUUCCUCGCUUUUUGGAUACGUCACUUAUAGAUGUGGACGUCCACCCUUCAUAUGUUUCAAUUGUUGCAAAAAACAAAGUUUUUCGACUUAAAUUUCCGGAGCUUGUGCAUUCGGAUGCAGGAAAAGCAGAAAGGUCGAAGACCACUGGAACUCUGUGCCUAACUCUUCCAAAGGCUCACAUAACUUCGACGCAACAUUUACGAGCUCAAUUUCACUGCAAGGGGCACAAGAACAAGCCAGAAACCAAGAAAGUAACGCCGGUUUCAAAAACGGUCGCAAAACAAAUCAAGAUUUCAGACGAGCUGCUGGAAGCUGCAGAGAAAGUUUCGUCGGAAAAAUGCCGUACAGUUAACAUUCAUGGGCUUGUGAAGCAGAAUUAUAAUGACGACAAUUUAUGUCAUAAGCAAGUGCAAAUGACUCCAGUACUAACGAAGGUGUCAGCAGAGGAUGACGAUGAUUCUCCACCUCUUGUUUUCUAG